This is a messenger RNA of Carya illinoinensis, 717 nucleotides long. Its product is annotated as NAC domain-containing protein 96-like. Lineage: Eukaryota; Viridiplantae; Streptophyta; Magnoliopsida; Fagales; Juglandaceae. The coding region runs from base 1 to 717 and encodes 238 amino acids. The record is from RefSeq and is a predicted model, not a curated record. Gene Ontology annotation, biological process: regulation of DNA-templated transcription. The transcript is spliced from 3 exons. Gene Ontology annotation, molecular function: DNA binding.
AUGUCGAAACGUUGGUGUGCAUCUUUCCCCAUUGGGUUCAGAUUCGAUCCCGACGACGAAGUGUUGGUGUCUUUUUAUCUAUGGCGGAAAGUACAUGAGGGGCUGGAUCUACCGAAUGGUCCCAUCGUUGAAGCCGACGUCUACGCUCAUGAACCAUGGUUUCUUCAGUACCAUGGUAAUGAUCCUGCGUACUUGGCCGUUAACAAUGACCGAUAUUUUUUUGUGAAGAGAGAGCCAGUAUCUAGAAACGGUAAUGGGAAGAGAAUCAAAAGGGAUCUGGAAGGGGAUUCUGAUGGAGGUUGGUGGAAGGCCAACACCGGAGACAUGGAAAUUAAAGACUCGGAGGGCCAUCUCGUGGGUUACAUGAAGUCGCUCACCUUCUUUAAAUACAAAAACAAAGAACGAAUCCGGAAAGAAGCAACCAAAACCGACUGGAUUAUGCACGAAUACAGGCUAGCUUCCGAUUCUCAACAUGGUCCGAGGACUGACCCAUCAACAUCGGAACAAGCAUUUUUGGAUACGAGGAUCACAGAUAUUAAUCCGUCGUCGGAUCAAUUACAAGCAUCAUCGGGUACGGGCCGGAGUGGUACUUUUGAUCCAUCAUGGGAACCAGUUUCUCGGCCAGAAGCACGCAAUGACGAUGAAAUCGAUGCCAUUCUUAAUCUCCCCCCAGAUAAAUUUCAAGCAUUCUUGGAGAGUGUUUUAGCGCUAAUUUGA